Molecule: messenger RNA, 5049 nt
Organism: Vicugna pacos (alpaca)
Lineage: Eukaryota; Metazoa; Chordata; Mammalia; Artiodactyla; Camelidae
Gene: NF2
Product: NF2, moesin-ezrin-radixin like (MERLIN) tumor suppressor
Cellular component (GO): cytoskeleton
Molecular function (GO): actin binding
Source: RefSeq, a predicted model, not a curated record
GUGAUCGAGGGGCCUGAGGGCGGGGCGGGGAGCAGGCCGGGGGCUGCGGGGAGGGCACGCUUCCCGCGGGCGCGCGGAGCGAGGACGGUGACAGCCACGCGCGCACGUGCGCGCCCGGCUGCAGCGCAGCCCCGAGACCUCCGUCGGCAGCUGAGAGGCAAGCGGGGUCUGGGCCGCCGCCGUCUAGGGGCCCCGUCCCCGGGUGUCUCCGGCGUGCCCGGCCCGAGUCCCGGCGAGCCGGGCCGUGCCCGCCCCGUCGGGCCCCGAUAGCAAUCGCUUCCCGCGGCCGUCAGGGCGCGCCUCCCAACUACCCUUUCCGUUCCCAGGGCAGGGUCCUCGCGGCCCAUGCUGGCCGCUGGGGGCCCGCGCCGCUCAGACAGCUCCAGGGCCGGCCUGCCGGCCACCAUGGUGGCCCUGAGGCCUGUGCGGCUUCUCCAGGGAGGCUAAAAGGUCCAGAGCGCAGGCCUCGGGGCGCGAGGGUCCCGGGCCUGAGCCCCGCGCCGCGACAUGGCCGGGGCCAUCGCUUCCCGAAUGAGCUUCAGCUCGCUCAAGAGGAAGCAGCCUAAGACGUUCACCGUGCGGAUUGUCACCAUGGACGCGGAGAUGGAGUUCAAUUGCGAGAUGAAGUGGAAGGGGAAGGACCUCUUUGACUUGGUGUGCCGGACCCUGGGGCUUCGGGAAACCUGGUUCUUUGGACUGCAGUACACGAUCAAGGACACUGUGGCCUGGCUCAAGAUGGACAAGAAGGUGCUGGAUCAUGACGUUUCCAAGGACGAGCCGGUCACCUUUCUCUUCCUGGCCAAAUUUUAUCCCGAGAAUGCCGAGGAGGAGCUGGUUCAGGAGAUCACACAGCAUUUAUUCUUCUUGCAGGUAAAGAAGCAGAUUUUAGAUGAAAAGAUCUACUGCCCUCCUGAGGCUUCCGUGCUCCUGGCUUCAUACGCUGUCCAGGCCAAGUACGGCGACUACGACCCCUCUGUGCACAAGCGGGGAUUUUUGGCCCAAGAGGAAUUGCUUCCAAAAAGGGUAAUAAAUCUGUAUCAGAUGACUCCAGAAAUGUGGGAGGAGAGAAUCACAGCCUGGUACGCGGAGCACCGGGGCCGAGCCAGGGACGAAGCUGAGAUGGAGUAUUUGAAGAUUGCUCAGGACCUGGAGAUGUACGGUGUGAACUACUUUACAAUCCGGAAUAAAAAGGGCACGGAACUGCUGCUUGGAGUGGAUGCUUUGGGGCUUCACAUCUACGACCCUGAGAACAGGCUGACCCCCAAGAUCUCCUUCCCGUGGAACGAAAUCCGAAACAUCUCCUACAGCGACAAGGAGUUUACUAUUAAGCCAUUGGAUAAGAAAAUUGAUGUCUUCAAAUUUAACUCCUCGAAGCUUCGUGUUAAUAAGCUGAUUCUCCAGCUGUGUAUCGGGAACCAUGACCUCUUCAUGCGGAGAAGGAAGGCUGAUUCUUUGGAAGUUCAGCAGAUGAAAGCCCAGGCCAGGGAGGAGAAGGCGCGAAAGCAGAUGGAGCGGCAGCGCCUCGCUCGUGAGAAGCAGAUGAGGGAGGAGGCUGAGCGCACCAGGGACGAGCUGGAGAGGAGGCUCCUGCAGAUGAAGGAAGAGGCGACGAUGGCCAACGAAGCCCUGAUGCGAUCUGAGGAGACGGCCGACCUGUUGGCUGAAAAGGCCCAAAUCACCGAGGAGGAGGCGAAGCUCCUGGCGCAGAAGGCGGCAGAGGCGGAACAGGAGAUGCAGCGCAUCAAGGCCACGGCCAUCCGGACGGAGGAGGAGAAGCGCCUGAUGGAGCAGAAGGUGCUGGAGGCUGAGGUGCUGGCGCUGAAGAUGGCUGAGGAGUCGGAGAGGAGGGCCAAGGAGGCAGAUCAGCUGAAGCAGGACCUGCAGGAAGCCCGCGAGGCAGAGCGAAGAGCCAAGCAGAAGCUCCUGGAAAUCACCACCAAGUCCACGUACCCGCCCAUGAACCCCAUCCCAGCACCACUGCCUCCCGACAUACCAAGCUUCAACCUCAUUGGCGACAGCCUGUCUUUUGACUUCAAGGAUACUGACAUGAAGCGGCUCUCCAUGGAGAUAGAGAAAGAAAAAGUGGAGUACAUGGAGAAGAGCAAGCACCUGCAGGAGCAGCUCAACGAGCUCAAGACGGAGAUCGAGGCCUUGAAGCUCAAAGAGCGGGAGACGGCCUUGGACAUUCUGCACAACGAGAACUCCGACCGGGGCGGCACCAGCAGCAAGCACAACACCAUCAGAAAGCCUCAAGCCCAAGGCAGAAGACCUAUCUGCAUUUGAGCCCUCAAACUGACCUUGCAGAGCGCCAAGUCUCGAGUGGCCUUCUUUGAAGAGCUCUAGCAGGUGACCCAGCCACUCCAGCAUCGGCCACUUCUGCUCCCGGCACCGACAGGCCGGAUUGGACGCCGUGGGAGCGUCUGAAGGUGGGCUGGCGGGGAGCUUCCGUGGGAGCUCUGGAGUUUCUCCCAGCUGAGCAGAGCCUGGCCUCCUCCAUGUGCAAUUGCCUUGAACUAGGACCCUGCAGAGUUCUGUCAUUGGACUCUGGUUCUCCUGACCUGAGUCUUUGAGUUUUGUAAGUGUUUGUCUUCCCUCGUCUGAUGUGGGGUCCCAAGCUUCCUGCGUCCAAACCCCCCUGGGGUGUGUCUUACUGUCCAGCACUGACCACCCCCCCCACCCUGCCCCUAGCCCAGGCUGGGGGGUAGCUGAAGGCACAGGCUUCCCAGAGACCAGAAGGCUGGUGCCAUCCCCCCUUCCCCUGGGUUCCAGAACAUUCACCUCCUUCCCUGAUGAGGAACUGGCAUGGCCCACCCGAGCCCAGGCCCAGAGCGGCCUGCCAUCUUCACGUCACGGGAGAGCUUGCCCUAGGUUCACGGCAGGCCAGGUGCUGGGUCCUCGGCCCAGGCACCCCAGAGGCAGGGCUCUGGCUGCCCACUGGUGGAGAACGGGAAAGGCAGCUGUGCCCAAGGGAGGACUAGGCAGAAGCUGUGAUGGAGGGCUGGUGGCCAGCAGAGGGCCCAGGAGGCCAGCAGAGCCACGGGAGAGCCUGCACCACAGAUCAUGCACUGCCAGCCGGCUGCCACCCCGACCCGGGUCUGAGAACCAGGCAUGGCCCCAGGUCUUUCCCAGGCCUCUCCAGCUGUGGUGGGUCUUUACCAGCCUCCUCUGGCUGUGGCCUCUGCUGCACGUGGCAGGCAGGGGACGCCCCAUCACUCUGGUCAUCACCUGGUAGCCCAGCCAUGAUGGGGGGGUCUCUGUAGGGCUCUGGGGGCCUGACACCCAGCUCCCCCCAGCCCCAGGCUGCAUUGUUGACCUGAGUCCUCUUUCCUCCUGGCUACAUGCCAGCAAGGUCCUCCCAACCAAUCCCUGUACCUGGGCCUCCUUGGCCAUUGUCCUCAUCUCUUUGAGGGCCGUGCAGGGUCCCUCUGUGCCCCACCCAGUGCCAGCCAGAUGCAGCUGACCCCUCACAGUCAGUGCUCUGCACCUGCUGGUGUGUGAGCCCCUGCAUGCCAGGCGGCAGCAGGUCACAGAGCCACCCCACGGCCAAUACCCACUCCUUAAUUUAAGGCCACUUUCCUGCCCUUUUUUCCCCUCUGCAGCCGGUGUGCUGCUGUGACCUGCUGGGCUGUUCACAUCCUUCCAUGCAGAGCUGGGUAUGCUAUGCAGAGCUGGGGAUGAGUCUUAGUGAAAAGACGCUUACUGAAUGAAGACGUGAGGGCCCAGAGAUAUCCUGUGAGCAGAGGUGGUGUCUGGCAAUCCCUGGUUUUGAGAAACUGAGAAGCUCACAGAUACCCUGCCUUUUUCCAGUAGUCAAGCUGACCAAGCGGUGUCCUAGGGCUGGUCUCCGCCUUCUUGGGCCACCUUGCCCAGAGGAAGCCAGCCCUGUGUGUCACCCUAGUCCCUUAGGACAUGCAGGGUGGAACCCCAAAUCUGGACACUAAGCCUGAACGGCUGUGGCUGGAAGGUUCCCUCGUGUCUCCCUGUCUCUCCAAGGCCUCUUCCUCAGACACGGUCCCAGCAGGGGUCCUCAGGCAUUUGUAAGGGAAGGUCUGGCGGUUGUGAGGCUGUCUCCUCAGGCUCACCCACCCCUGACCUGUAAAUUCAGUCUGUGACAGUGGCAGUGGGCACAGUGUGGUGGCCGUUUAUAAAAACGUCAGCCUUUGCUGUUUUGUUAUUUAACUGCUGUGUGGGAAAUGCCAAGCCAGGCGGCCAUGGGGGAGCUGAUGGGCAUCUGAGCCGUGGAGGGACCAUCCUGUGGCCCGGAGCAGACCCGGUAGGGCUGUCUCAGCCCUCCUGGGGGACAAGAGCUGGCCUGUCCUCCCAAAGAUGGAUAAGUGAAGAGCAUGGUGGCCCUCAGAAAGGUCUCGGGCUCAGCAGAAGAAGGAAUGAGUGAGGAGCUGGGUUUCCAGAGACUUGUGCCAGUGGCCGAGGUGACUGAGUUCUCAGUGAACAAUUUUAGGGCCUAGGAGCUUAUUGAGUAAGGAAGCCUCUGACCUCCACUGAGAGCAGGGCCCUGGCCGUGAUGUUUCAGUCCAAGUGCUUCCUAUGGUCCUCAGUUAGAAACACGGUGCUGGCGACACUCGGCUGUUCCACACAGGCCACCUCAUUGACCCCGAUCGCGGCCCCACCUCAGUCGCAGUGGCUCUGACCCUUGCUGUGCCCGCCGGGCCCUGCUCCACAGGCAUCAUAUAACACUUCUUGAGUGACUGCGCCUUGUAGUCUUGGGGACAGCUUUCUCUCUCCCUCUCUUUUCUCUUUCAAAUCAAACAGCAAGUCCUGAGGCUGACAUCUGGCAACCUGACCCGGUAUUGCUCGUUGGCAGGGCUGGGGCCUGGGGAGAUGCCCUCUGCCAGCUGCCCAGGGGCCAGGCCGGCCCCUCUGGGCUUCCUGGGAAGCUCUUGUCAAAGACGGCAAACCACACUUCUUUCUGUGGGGCCCGAGUCCCGCCUCCUGUCAGGGCCAGACCAGGGAAGGCUCUUUUCUAUUCUGGGGGAUUGUUAUAAUUUAAAUGAUUUGUUUUAAUAAAAAUUAUAAGCUGUAAAAAAUUCA